CCAGCUAGAGCUGUCAGUUGACAGCCAACACAGAGCCGGAAGCCACAUACCCGCGGAUUUGAUGAGCCGUAGAUUUUACACACAUAUUUGUACGCGAUAAGAGAUAAAGCCUUUAAGAAUUAAUCGUGAGGCCCCACGCUGUCAUAUCUACGGACUGACCCGUUAUCGUGUACAAGGAAGGAAAGCCAUUGCCAUCUGACGAACAUUCAAGCUAACUGUUAGCUAGCUUUACAGCUUGCCAGUGCUGUGCAGUGCUCGAGCCAGGCUGUGUGUGGGUGGGCUAGCUGCCGAAGGUCGGACUGGACACCACGGACUGUUUGUGAAGCUCUUUGGUCAGCGAGCUAAAUACCCAUAUAACGAAGCUGCAUGACAUUUCGUUUACCAUUUCUACAUUGCAGUAUUAAUUUGUGAGGGUUUUUUCCCACUGGAUGCCAAACGAGUAUUCAUCCCGUUGCGUUGUAGUCAGUUAGUUGCUUACAAGGCAGCUAGUAGCUAGCUAAGCUAUGCUAACGUCAGAUCAGUGAGGACUGGCUGGGUGCGAGAACCGAGGUGACUUGACUGUCGAAGUGAUGGGUUAUUAAACAAUAUCUGGAAGUUAUAAUAGACGAAGAUAUUUGCUCGCUGUUUCCUCAGCUAAUGAAUAAAAAAACGUUAAAUGCAGAGUGUCGGUGAUCAUUGAGGAGUGAGCUGGUGGUGAGCAUCAGAUACCCAGCGAGCUAUCUGAGAUUCAGCCAGUUUACUACCGCUAAAGAUGGCUACGGCGAGCAGCAUUGCCGCAUCUAUUGCGAGCAAAACGAAGACCAAGAAGAAACACUUCGUGGCUCAGAAAGUGAAGCUCUUCCGAGCCAGCGACCCUCUUCUGAGCGUCCUAAUGUGGGGAGUGAACCAUUCGAUCAAUGAGCUGAGCCAUGUUCAGAUCCCUAUCAUGCUGAUGCCAGAUGACUUCAAGGCCUACUCCAAGAUCAAGGUGGACAACCAUCUCUUCAACAAGGAGAACAUGCCAAGCCAUUUCAAGUUUAAGGAGUACUGUCCUCUGGUGUUCCGUAACCUCAGGGAGAGGUUUGGGAUCGAUGACCAGGACUUCCAGAACUCUCUGACCCGCAGCGCUCCUCUGAACAGUGAGGCUCAGGGCCGCAGCGGCGCCCGCUUCCACACCUCCUACGACAAGCGCUACGUCAUCAAGACCAUCAGCAGCGAGGACGUGGCCGAGAUGCACAACAUCCUGAAGAAGUACCACCAGUUCAUCGUGGAGUGCCAUGGCAGCACCCUGCUGCCUCAGUUCCUGGGGAUGUACCGGCUCACCGUGGACGGAGACGAGACCUACAUGAUCGUCACCCGCCACGUGUUCUCUCACCGCCUGUCCGUCUGCCGCAAAUACGACCUGAAGGGUUCCACAGUAGCAAGAGAGGCCAGUGACAAGGAGAAGGCCAAGGAGCUGCCCACCUACAAGGACAACGACUUCAUCAACGACGGACAGAAGAUCUACAUCGACGAGGAGAACAAGAAGAUGUUCCUGGAAAAGCUGAGGAAAGAUGUGGAGUUCCUGGCUCAGCUGAAGCUGAUGGACUACAGCCUGCUGGUGGGCAUCCACGACGUGGAGCGGGCGGAGCAGGAGGAGGUGGAGAGUGAGGACAACGAGGGCGAUGAUGACGGGGAGAGCGACGGAGGGGGUGUGGGCACCCCCCCAGACAGCCCCAGCAACACCCUGGACAGCACCAAACCCCUCUCGCCCGGAGAGUUCCACCCCAACAUCGAUGUCUACGCCAUCAAGAGCCAUGACAGUGCUCCCAGGAAGGAGGUGUACUUCAUGGCGGUUAUUGACAUCCUGCAGCAUUAUGAUGCCAAGAAGAAGGCUGCUCACGCUGCCAAGACCGUCAAGCACGGGGCAGGAGCAGAGAUCUCCACGGUGAACCCAGAGCAGUACUCCAAGCGCUUCUACGACUUCAUCAGCAACAUCCUGUCAUAGCCCCCCUCGCCCAGGGCAGCGGGGGGGGUGGGGGUGGGGUGGAGGAGGGGAGGAGGAGGGAGGGAGGGGAGACCAUACAGAGGAGAGGUGGUAGUUGUUAUGACUACCACCACUCCCUUCCUCCUUCACUCACCUCUCUCUCUCUUCUCUAGUUCUCUUCCCCUCCGCGGGCUGCUCCCCUCUGCAGCUAAAACCUUCGUUUACAUUUGCCGCCUCCUCGAUUGGGUCGCACUUUGUUACUUUGGACCAGAAGGGUUCAAGAGGAGAACGGGUCCUCUAGUCAUUACUGUUUGAUAUCAUUUGUUAUUGUUUGUUUGUUUGGGAUUAUGGCUUUAGUUUUUUUUUUUUUACUGCCUCUCAACACCCUGCAUUGUUUGUUGUUGUUGUUGUUGUGGGGUUUAUGUGAUUUUCUGAUUGACCUUCUGAGGUGCAGAGGGCUUGUGUGAGCUCAGGUGGAGGUGAAUAACGAGAGUGACGUCACAUAAAAAGGUCAAACAGGAAGUGAAGUGUACCUUUUACAGGCUCGUCCAAUGCAAUCGCUCCACUACAGGAAGUCGGAGGCAGUCUUCCAAUAGGCCGACAGCCAUACCAUCCAAUCGCCAUGAGUGCACCCUGCCAAACCAAUCCCUGUUGGGUCUCCCCUCCUCCAGCCUCCCAAUAAGCUGCUCCCCCUGACUACGCAUGUUCCUUCUCCCGUCAAACUGACGAUUUCCCAAGCAAGGCUAUGUGGUUGUACUCCUGCCACACGCACACACACACACACACACGCCUGUUUGGCACCCGCUUCCCUGCAAACACACACAUAUACCCACACCUAUAAACCUUUCCACAUCUCCGUUCUGCACCCGAUUCCAGACACGCACACAUGUAUAAACACUCCCAAGAAAGAAGCCAGUGUUGGUCUGGGUCUGGUGUGUGAGAGCUUGCUAGCAGAAGAAGGUUUAUCUGGAGAUGGAUCCAGAGGUCAGGUGGUCAACCAGUUCACCUCACCCUGAAUCCUGUCACUGUAGCCCGCUCUACCAGAAUCCUGGUCCAUUAGGUUUUAAAAUGGAAGGCGCUCGUUGCCGUGGUUUUAGAGUGGGAGGCGCUCGUUGCCGUGGUUUCGGAGUGGGAGGCGCUUGUUGCCGUGGCGUCUGGGUGAGGCUUGUUGACCCUCCAUUGCCAUCAGCACCUUAACCGUUGCACUUUUAUACCCGUUUUUUAAUUUUGGCUAAAAAAAAUUUAUCGCAUCUCUCGUUCUUUUACUGAAGAACUGUCUGGAGCUCUGGAACACGGCCCUGCCCCCCUUCUAGCCCUGCCGCCCUCCCCCUGCGCUCUGAGGGGAGACAUACCUUUCCUGGUCUCAGUAGGGGAAGGACGGGGGGGGGGGGAGUGUGUGUGCCCGUGAUCUAGACAGACAGGCGAUGGCUUUACCUCUGGCAUCGUACCAGCACACACUCACCUUAAGCAGCUGGAGGGUAACUCUGUGUUGUA
Hypomesus transpacificus is the source of this 3439-nucleotide messenger RNA. RefSeq names its product phosphatidylinositol-5-phosphate 4-kinase, type II, alpha a (gene pip4k2aa). The transcript is spliced from 11 exons. Gene Ontology annotation, biological process: phosphatidylinositol metabolic process. Bases 752 to 1966 code for a protein of 404 amino acids. Lineage: Eukaryota; Metazoa; Chordata; Actinopteri; Osmeriformes; Osmeridae. The record is from RefSeq and is a predicted model, not a curated record. Gene Ontology annotation, molecular function: phosphatidylinositol kinase activity.